UCACUGCAGAACAAGUCAACACCUCAAAGAGAAGAUCUGGUCAGGAUGAAUGCCCGUUCUGUUGUCUUACAGAGAGGAGGGGAUGUCUCUGACAAGCAAGAGGUGUUGGGAGAAUACAUUCUACAGUUUGGCAAAUACAAGGGCCAGUCUUUCAGGUGGUUACUAGAGAAUGAUGUCGGCUAUGCUUUGUACCUGUCCAAUAAGGUUGAGGAAGAAGAACAGGCUGGGCAGUUCAACCCAGAGGGUCCUUGCAAAGAUAGUCUAAUUUCCUUUAUUGAAUACUCAAGAAGCUUUAAGGAAAUUGAUGAUCUUAAACGGUAUCUGUCUCAAAGGCCAGAUCCAUUGCCAGUUUUGAUGGAGGAAGACAAUACUGUUGGAUUUGGAACAAGAGCUCAAGACACUUGGAGACAAAUUUGGGAUACCAGGGCAGACGGAUAUGCUUUCUUUAUAAUAAAGCAGAAUUGUGUUCCAGGCAGCAAAAUGUACAACUUGCAGCAGUAUCUUUUAAAACAGCAACAACAACAGCUGACGAUAAACACUCCUCCGGUGCCCCCACCAUCAGCUUCCACUGCAAGACCACUUGUUUCUUCCAGUACUGCUUCUGAUCAGCCUGUGAUGGAGGAGGAUGAAGAACUGGAGAGGAUAAUGCUGAGUCUGUCUCCAACAAAGUAUCUCACACAGCUGAGAUCAUCUGCAGCCACGGGAUCCACAUUCUUGUCUACAGCAGGUUACUUUCCUUAUCAGUGUUGUGUAAUUUGA
Molecule: messenger RNA, 759 nt
Organism: Carassius auratus (goldfish)
Lineage: Eukaryota; Metazoa; Chordata; Actinopteri; Cypriniformes; Cyprinidae
Exons: 3
Coding region: 46-759 (237 amino acids)
Source: RefSeq, a predicted model, not a curated record